AUGAAACUUAACCCAAAUAAAAUACAGUUCUGUGAAAAAGAGGUAAAAUUGCUUGGCAUUGGUUUGAAUGGUGUAGAUAUUACGCCAUCGGAGAUUAAGAAGAAUAAAGCAUUGGAGUUCCCAGUGCCGACAGAAGUAUCUGAUGUAAGAAGGUUUUUGGGAUUAACUGGAUGGUUUAGAGACUUCAUAAAAGACUACGCAGCGAAGAUAAUAAAAUUUACAGAUAGUUUACAAGGUAAAGGUAAGGAUUGGAAAUGGACUGAAGAGAUGAAUCUAAAGUUUAUAAACUUGAAAAAAACAUUGAGCGAAUUAGGAAAAAAGCUUCGGAUUGUGGAUUAUGAGAAAGAAUUUUUACUAAGGACGGAUGCAAGUAACAUAGGAAUGGGUGCGGGACAAAGAAAAAUGGUCUCGGUUCAGUGGGCAUCGAAGAAGUUUACGCCAACGGAGAUGAAGUAUGGAAUAUCUGAGAAAGAAAUGUAUGCGAUGUUUUGGGCCGUAAAAAAAUUGAAUAUGAACUUAGAGGAAGAAGAUUUAAAAUAG
Molecule: messenger RNA, 540 nt
Organism: Vairimorpha ceranae
Lineage: Eukaryota; Fungi; Microsporidia; Nosematidae
Product: enzymatic polyprotein endonuclease reverse
Exons: 1
Coding region: 1-540 (179 amino acids)
Source: RefSeq, a predicted model, not a curated record